This is a messenger RNA of Pyrenophora tritici-repentis Pt-1C-BFP, 1338 nucleotides long. NCBI's taxonomy places the organism in Eukaryota, Fungi, Ascomycota, Dothideomycetes, Pleosporales, Pleosporaceae. The record is from RefSeq and is a predicted model, not a curated record.
AUGGCUUUCUUCCUGCAAUACAGGGCGAUCAAGUGCCAUGUCAAGGAAGAACUCCAACGCGUUACUGAAUUCUCGGAUCCGUUUUCCGCUGCCACUGCACACAUGCCCAUGACAUCUGAUGAAGCGCAAGAAUUGGGGGGUUUGCAGUCAGCGGGUAAGAGUGAGCCGUUCACACGGAUCCUGGGCAUCACGUUGAUGGAAGAUGGUAAUAACGAGUCCUGUUACCAGGUGGACUGGGUUGGGCCGGAUGAUCCUCAUAACCCAAAGCAAUGGUCUACACUUCAUCGUGUUGGCGCUACCUUACUCGUCUGUACCGUUGCUUUCGUCGCAACUGCCGCAUCUGCCAUCGAUUCUGCUGUGAUUACUAGAGCAUCUGCGGACUUUGGUGUUUCGGAGGUUGCGGAAUUACUGGCCACUGCCCUCUUUCUUGUUGGGUUUGGUCUCGGAGCGCUACUUCCGAGCCCACUGUCAGAGCUUGUCGGGAGAUAUCCGGUAUACCUUGGAUCUCUUCUUGUCUUCGCUUGCUGGAUAUUGGGUGCUGCUCUGGCCCCGAACUUUGGUGCACAAAUCGUUUUCCGAUUCCUGGCUGGGUUUUUGGCAAGUACUUCUCUCACUGUGGCAGGAGGCUCGGUGGGCGAUCUGUGGAAUCCAAUCGAGAAGACGUUCGCCUUCCCUUUGUUUGCGAUACCCGCAUUUGGCGGACCUGUUUUUGGCCCCGUCAUAGGCGCUUAUAUCGGCUAUGAACAAGACAUCAACUGGAGAUGGACAGAAUGGAUAACAUUGAUCAUGAUCGGCGCAGUCUUCGUACUCAUCCUACUCUUUAAAAGAGAGUCGUUUGCUCCUCGACUCCUCCAUUACAAAGCAAGCCACUUCCGCAAACUUACCGGUAACAACAAGUUCAAGACUACCGCUGAAGCAAGCCACAGCUCUUUGGGGAAUCUCUUUUCGAGGUGCUUUUCGAGGCCUUUCUUCCUCUAUACACAGCCUGUUGUCAUGGCGUUCACGCUGUAUCUGGUCAUCGUGUACAUCAUUCUGUUCACUUUUUUAGAUGGCAAUAUCUGCGUCUUCAUGUCCGCAUACAUGUACAUCAUCGACAGCUACGAGGCCUACGCAGCGUCGGUGUUGACACUUGUCGCGCUUGUCAGGUACCUUGCAGCUGGCGGGAUGACGGUUGUUAGCAUCCCAAUGUACGGGAACUUGGGAACACACUGGACUUUGACCGUGCUCGGCUGCAUCAGUGCCCUUGCGCUACCUAUACCAUACGUGCUAUAUCGAUUUGGACCAAGCCUGAGGAAGCGCACGUAUCGCGACUUUGUUGCUGUUGAUGCUGCCUACUGA